UCUUCACCUCUUCUUCACCUUUUCUUCUCAGGUGCUUUUGAUCCCAACAUACCAGAGGAGGGACCUUCAGCGCCUCCUGCUGGCUGGCUGGAUGACGUACACGGAUACCAGGGCCACAGAGGAGGAGAGGGCGAAAACCCGUUGUGUCCACCCCCCCCUGCCUACACCCCCCAGCCUGAACUCAACAAGAACACUCUGGUGCCCGACGUCAGGGUCCCCACAGUGUCGGAGGAUGUGGCCCGGGACGCCCUGCUCAAGUUUGUGGAAUCAAAAUGGAAGUACAGCUCCAAACCUGCCAGGAACCUGGUCUUCAAAGAGCUGAAGCCCGUCUUAGUGUACAGGUAUCGACUGGAGACCUACACUGAGACCAGGACCAGCACCUGGCAGUUUGAACCCUACAAUGGACAGGCGGUGGACGGUCCUCAGUACGGUAUGAGUCCUCCUCCGUGGGACAUUCCGAUGGUGCUGCCGCAGAGAUACAGCGACCGGGUGGAGAAGGUCCUCGUGCCGCACUCGUCCAUCGUGAAGCUGUGUCACAAGUGCAACGGCUGUGGAAGAACUCGCUGUGGACACUGCCACGGGAGAGGCCGGAAGCGCUGCACCUUCUGCCACGGACACGGCCGCUCCAGGAACAAGCGCUGCACCUCCUGUCACGGCCGAGGACGUAAGAGGUGUACCUUCUGUCAGGGCCACGGCUACAAGACCUGCUGUGUUUGUCACGGCAGCCAAAACCUGCUGCACUUCAUCCAGCUCACCGUGACGUGGUACGCCGAAGCGUCACGUAUUCAUCACAAUGUCUUCUUCUGCAGGUCUGCUUCUGUGUGCUGACUCGUGUGUUUGUGUGUGUCU
Messenger RNA from Anarrhichthys ocellatus (wolf-eel), 849 nucleotides. RefSeq names its product ssu-2 homolog, tandem duplicate 1 (gene ssuh2.1). The transcript has 8 exons. NCBI's taxonomy places the organism in Eukaryota, Metazoa, Chordata, Actinopteri, Perciformes, Anarhichadidae. The record is from RefSeq and is a predicted model, not a curated record. The annotation marks the transcript as partial.